AUGUUGGACCUUAUCGUCAUCGGUGCCGGCUUCAGCGGCCUGCAGGCCGCCUACUCAGCCCAACAAGCCGGUUUGUCAGUCGUCGUCGUCGAAGCUCGUGAUCGGGUCGGCGGCAAGUCAUGGAGCGUGCCAUUGGCCUCAAACCGAGGAACCGCUGAUCUCGGCGCUGCUUGGGUCAAUCCUUCCAAGCAGCCUCGCAUCUGGGGCUAUGCAAAGCAGUUUGGCAUGGACAAGAACAACACGGUCCAACGGCUCACUGGAAAGGCUGUCAUGAACGUCAAGCCUGGCGAGAGAAUUGUGUACCCAUUUGGUAUCACCCCAGAGUUCGCGCCCGAGGUCAAGAAGAAUCUCGAGUACAUCCGUGACCAUGUUCAGGCAGAAUCCCUUAAGCCCGGCCCUCCCAAAGUCGAGGACGACAACGUGUCUAUGGACCAAUAUGUCCGCGCACUUGGCGCUCUGCCUGAGACCUGUAAAAUGGUCAAUGUAUGGACGAAGGCCAUGCACGGUGUCGAGUCUCAUGAAGAGUCUGCAGCGUAUUUCAUCGACUACUGCCGCAAAAACACUGGCCUCUUAUCUGUCCGAGGAGAUGAUGAUCAGGGUGGCAAUUAUAUGCGACUGCAUGCAGGUACUCAGAGCAUUGCCAAAGGCAUUGCGCGACUGAUUGGCGCUCACAACAUCCUACUCAGCAAUCCCGUCGCUUCAAUAGAGAACCUCGACAGCCACGUAAAUGUGUACACCACUACCGGGAAGACCCUUCGUGCACGUAAAUGCAUAAUCUCUCUCCCCAGCACCAUGUGGAAGGAGCUCACUUUCAACCCACCCCUACCUCAGGAGCUCAAGACAAUCUCCGACAACACCAGGCUGGGCAAUUACAACAAAGUCAUAGUCGCUUGGGACAAACCCUGGUGGAGGGAUCUUGGCUUCAACGGAUUCUUUAUGAGUUUCGAGGGAGGCCCCGUGGCGCUUGGCCGCGACACCAGCGUUGAGGAGAAAAACCUAUACGCCUUCACCCUGUUCGUCCAGGGUGACGCAGGAUAUGACUGGUCGCAAAAGCCCGCCCACGAGAGACGAGCUAUUAUUCUUGACCAGCUUGCUUCCAUCUUUGAUGUAGGGUAUGAUUCCGAGCUCUACAAGCCCAUUGAGAUCUUCGAGAUGGUCUGGAAAGGGGAGAUUUUCAGCCGAGGGGCUUUGGUUCCCAUCACCAAAAUCGGUGACUUCACAAAGUACGCUUCAGUGUACGGUAAGCCCACCGGCAACUUGCACUUUGUUGGCACAGAGUUUGCUCCUGUCUGGAAGGGUUACCUAGAAGGAGCUUUGGCGUCAGGUGAAGUUGGCGCCAAGGAAGUUACGGAGGCUAUCAGCAGCAGUCCUAUCGCCAAACUGUAA
This is a messenger RNA of Clonostachys rhizophaga, 1386 nucleotides long. The record is from the annotation of a GenBank genome assembly. Lineage: Eukaryota; Fungi; Ascomycota; Sordariomycetes; Hypocreales; Bionectriaceae.